CUGGCGUUCACAGCAAUGAAUUCGUACAGUUUGUGAUUGAAAACUACUAUGAUUCGUAUUACGCUCCUAUUUCUAAUAUCGAGGAAUGAUAACAUUGACUUUAUGAUGGGACCAUGACAUUUGGACAUCACUUCGUUAAGAUCGCGGUAAUUGCAGCUAGUCUGGGCAUAGGCUGCAGUGCGUUCAAUGAUGAAAACAGGCUGUUGAAGAAGCUGUUAGACGGGUAUGAUCGUGCUGUCAGGCCAGUAAGGCAGUUUCGAGAUACGCUCAAUGUCUCUGUGAGAAUUACAGCAAAUCAGUUUAGGGAUUUGGAUGAACCACAUCAGCAUUUAGUCAUUAGCAUAUGGUUUCAAUUUUUUUGGAAUGACCAUCAUCUCCAAUGGAAGCCUUCAGAAUAUAAUAAUGUCACCGCGAUAAGACUUCAAUCAAGUCGAAUUUGGCGACCUGAUAUUGUGCUUUUCAAUAGUGUUGACGAGGAGAGGAAGCCAAAUGAAAUUUUCAGCGACACUAAUGCAAUCAUCAAUUCAAAUGGUCGGGUGGCUUGGCUGACACCAGCUCUAGUCAAGGCAACUUGCAAGGUAGAUGUCACCUAUUUCCCGUUCGACUACCAAGUCUGCCCGCUCAAGAUGGGCUCCUGGUCUUAUGAUGGCUUACAGUUAGAUGUCCACUUCGCCGACCCAGCCUACGACAGCUCCAAGUUCAUGGCAAACGGGGAAUGGGAGCUGCAUUCAAUCAGAACGAAGCGGAGUGUUCUUUACUACAUCUGCUGCCCGGAACCUUUCCCCGAUCUGACCUGGUAUCUAGUCAUACAUAGGAUGUCCCUGUUCUAUGUUUAUAACCUCAUCAUUCCAUGUGUGCUAAUAACCAUCACCGCCAUCAUGGUCUUCUAUUUACCACCGGAGACCGGGGAGAAGGUGUCUCUGGGUGUGACCGUGUUGCUUGCCAUGACUGUGUUCCUGCUGUUGAUUGCCGAGACUAUGCCGCCGACCUCUGAGGUUGUGCCAGUGAUAGGAAAAUUCUUCGGAGCCACCAUCAUCCUGUUAUCGCUGUCCACUGCCGUAACCGUGGUCGUCCUCAACUUCCACUUCAACGGUGAACACGGGAAGGAGGCCCCUGAAUGGCUGAGGAAAGUCGUAUUGGUCUAUGUGGCUCGUUACAUCUUUAUGGAAAAGUUCUGCCAACGGAUAUUAGUCAACUUUAAAGUGCAAAAAGCAAUGAUGAGUAACAAACAAAGGGCAGGUAGUGUCGUUCUGACCAACUUCCACGCCAACAGCGCUCCCAACGAUAGCACCUUCUUUUACGGUGUAAACGGCGGGAUGCCCGAGGGUGCGUCCCUGGAACACAACAUAGAUGCCGAGAACACUACGGACUGGUACUUCAAGAUCCACGCGAAGGUCUACAGCGAGAUAUCGAACACGCUUCGGUCAGUCAAGGAAAGUCUCACCCAGCGGAUUGACCGCAGUGACUAUAGAGAUCUAUGCAGGGCGGAGUGGCAGAUGAUUGCUUUAGUCAUGGACAGAGUUCUACUGAUCGUUUUCUUUACAAUCGCGACAAUUACUAGUAUUGCUAUAUUUGCGGGUAUCCCAACUGCACCACCGGAUCCAGAGACCUAAGUACGUAAAUAUUUCGUGUGAUAUAGAUUGAAAUGUUUGAAUCGGCUCAUAGCGAGGAUAACAUGUUUAGCCUUUGCGGUCUUGUCAGUGACUAUAGCGAUGUAGGCAUCAACUAGGGGCGACCUUUACUUCGUAAUAAUACUGUUACCGUUUAACGUAAUACGUAUAUUCGGAGCAUGUAUGACUUCGUUGGGUGACAGACACACAAUGGAGUAUGCGGUUGGUCGUCCAUUACAUGUAGAUAUUUCGGCUGUAUCAUAUGAUUGUGUAAAAAUGACGUUAAAGUUAUGCUUGUAAAUAUUUAUGCAAAAUUAUUACUGUAACA
This is a messenger RNA of Lineus longissimus, 1938 nucleotides long. RefSeq names its product neuronal acetylcholine receptor subunit alpha-10-like. Gene Ontology annotation, biological process: nervous system process; chemical synaptic transmission; monoatomic ion transmembrane transport. Lineage: Eukaryota; Metazoa; Nemertea; Pilidiophora; Heteronemertea; Lineidae. The record is from RefSeq and is a predicted model, not a curated record. Gene Ontology annotation, cellular component: neuron projection; plasma membrane; synapse. The transcript is spliced from 8 exons. Gene Ontology annotation, molecular function: acetylcholine-gated monoatomic cation-selective channel activity; transmembrane signaling receptor activity. The coding region runs from base 114 to 1613 and encodes 499 amino acids.